Cotesia glomerata is the source of this 2269-nucleotide messenger RNA. Its product is annotated as serine/threonine-protein phosphatase 2B catalytic subunit alpha isoform-like. Gene Ontology annotation, biological process: calcineurin-mediated signaling. The record is from RefSeq and is a predicted model, not a curated record. Gene Ontology annotation, cellular component: cytoplasm; calcineurin complex. Gene Ontology annotation, molecular function: calmodulin binding; calmodulin-dependent protein phosphatase activity. NCBI's taxonomy places the organism in Eukaryota, Metazoa, Arthropoda, Insecta, Hymenoptera, Braconidae. The transcript has 14 exons. Bases 14 to 2116 code for a protein of 700 amino acids.
CAAUGACGGUUCUAUGACUGGAUUUGUUAAAACCGAGGGAGAAAUGUAUGACUCUGCAGAACUCUCGAGUAAAAUGGCGGCUGUUGUGGCUAAUCGUAGAUUAGAAAAGUCUACUAAGUCAGAGAUUAAGGCCGUUUCUAUUGAAAAUAAAAAAGAAACUGUUGAAAGCUCUUUUGCUGAGUCAGUCGAUAUUCAAGGUGAAUCAGAAGAUAUACUAAAUACAACCAUCGAGCUGAAUGAUUCCGUGGAAUGCCUCGACGAAAUACCAGCUGCUGAUGCCGAAAUAAUUACAGGCACAGAGAAAUUUAAUUCAACUAUCCAGUUAGACAAUACACAAGAAAUCGAAGAUUUUUUGAUAGACACUUCUGCCAUGUCCGCUUCCGGAUCUGAGUCGAUGAAUAACACGACUUUCUACGAUGCGAUGGAGUCGUUAAACUCUUCGUCAAUCGAGGAAACACCUUGUGUAUCUAAGUCAGUUGAAACUAUCAAGUCUCCAAUGACCCCAAAGUCCAAGAAAAAGUCCGAAAGUUUGUUCCGAAAAGUGAUGGAAAAAACACCGUUUUUAAAGUCAAAGCCCAUUGCGUCCUCAAGUAAAGUUGAAGAUUUGAGCGGUAGUUCCAUUGUAACCGAGGAAGAACACUCGAGAGAGAGCAAACGUGUAAGAGAUGAGCGACAAGUGCCAGAUCUGCCAAGUCCACCCUCUCAUAGACUGACAGUAACAGAGAUCUUCGAUGCAGAGUCAGGAAUGCCUCGACCAGAUGUCCUCAUGAACCACUUCAUUCUGGAAGGUAGAAUCGACGAAUCAGCAGCAUUGCGAAUCAUCAAUAAUGGUGCUGCUCUUCUACGAUCCGAAGAAACAAUGAUUAAAGUUGAGGCUCCAGUUACUAUGUGUGGUGAUAUUCAUGGACAAUUCUAUGAUCUAGUAAAAUUAUUCAAGGUUGGAGGUGACCCCUCAACUAUAAACUACCUCUUUUUAGGCGACUACGUAGAUAGGGGGUAUUUCGGUAUUGAGUGCGUGUUGUAUCUGUGGGCACUGAAGUUGUGUUAUCCAACCAAACUGUUCCUACUCAGAGGCAAUCAUGAGUGCCGACAUCUCACUAAAUAUUUCACAUUCAAACAAGAAUGCAAUGUAAAAUACUCAGAGCAGGUAUAUAAUGCGUGUAUGGACGCAUUCGAUUGUUUACCACUAGCAGCCUUGGUAAAUAAUCAGUUUCUGUGCGUUCACGGUGGCCUAUCACCACAAAUCCAUGACUUAGAAGACAUCCAAAAGUUGGACAGGUUCAGAGAACCACCAGCUUAUGGACCGAUGUGUGACUUACUUUGGUCAGAUCCACUCGAAAACUUUGGUAAUGAAAAGCAUUCGGAACACUUUAUACAUAAUAGUGUUCGGGGUUGUUCGUUUUUCUACAGCUAUGCAGCGUGUUGUGAUUUUCUGGAAACCAACAGUCUUUUAAGUGUCAUAAGGGCGCACGAAGCACAGGAUUCUGGUUAUCGUAUGUAUCGUAAAGGCCAGAAGACAGGCUUCCCAUCGCUCAUAACUAUCUUCAGUGCACCCAACUACCUCGAUGUCUACAAGAAUAAGGGGGCCGUGCUCAAGUACCAGGAUGGCGUACUGAAUGUUAGACAAUUCAAUUGCUCACCACAUCCAUACUGGCUGCCAAAUUUUAUGGAUGUGUUUACCUGGUCCCUGCCAUUCGUUGGUGAAAAAGUUACUGAUAUUCUAGUUAGUGUAUUGAACAUUUGCACCGAUGACGAGCUCAUGAGUGACGGAGACGCCUCCCUUGAAGAAGCUGCAAAUUUACACAAGGAAGUUAUCAGAAACAAGAUAAGGGCGAUUGCAAAAAUGGCACGAGCAUUUUCUGUCCUCAGAGAAGAGAGCGAGACUGUCUUGGAGUUGAAAGGACUUACGCCCACGGGUUUCCUUCCUUUGGGAGCACUGUCCGGUGGCAAGAUGUCUCUGAAAAACACGCUCAAAAGUUACAAAAACCUAUCGUUCGACGAAGUCAAGCGUCUGGAUGCUAUUAACGAGCGGAUGCCGCCGCAAAAGGACGCACCACCUAUGUCAGUGGAUGAGGAAAAGCUUGCCGCUGCGGCUACUGAAGAGAAACAAGAAUAAUAAUCAUCUUGCUUGAGGUAAAAACUAUGAGUUUUAAAUUCUGGACUCCUCAAAACAUCAUCUAUGCUGUUAGAUUAAGUCAAAUCCGAUAUUACCCAGAAUAAACACUGAAAAAUAAAAAUCUAAAAAUGAAACUAAAUGGAAAUAAUAUUA